Thyridium curvatum is the source of this 861-nucleotide messenger RNA. RefSeq lists its product as uncharacterized. Gene Ontology annotation, cellular component: intracellular anatomical structure. NCBI's taxonomy places the organism in Eukaryota, Fungi, Ascomycota, Sordariomycetes, Thyridiales, Thyridiaceae. The record is from RefSeq and is a predicted model, not a curated record. The transcript has a single exon. Bases 1 to 861 code for a protein of 286 amino acids. Gene Ontology annotation, molecular function: oxidoreductase activity, acting on NAD(P)H, oxygen as acceptor.
AUGACUACGGUCUUCCAACCCGGCAACACAGCCGUCAUCACCGGCGGCGCCUCGGGCAUCGGGCUCGCCCUCGCCAAGCGCUGCGCCGCGGCGGGCAUGCGCGUCCUCGUCGCCGACCGGGACGCCGCCGCCCUGACCGCCGCGCCCGCCGCCGCCUGCGCGGGCGCCGACAACGACACCUCCGACGUCCUCACCGUCGAGAUGGACGUCUCGUCCCCCGAGGGGUGGGCCGUGCUGCGCAGGCGCGUCGACGACGAGUUCGGCGGCAGGGUCUCGCUGCUGGCGCUCAACGCCGGCGUCGGGGGGGCGCCGUCGCGGUGGGACAGCGCCGAGAGCUUCCGGCGCGUGCUGGACGUGAACCUCGGGGGCGUCGUCAACGGGCUGGCGGCGUGCCUGGACGCCGUGCGCGCCGCGGCCGGCGGUGGGAAGGCGGCGGUGGUGAUCACGGGGUCCAAGCAGGGCAUCACCUGCCCGCCCGGCAACCCGGCGUACAACGCCUCCAAGGCGGCCGUCAAGGCGCUGGCGGAGCACCUCGACUACGACCUGCGCGCCGAGGACAACGUCGGCGUGCACCUGCUCGUGCCCGGCUGGACGUUCACGGGGAUGACGGGCGGCGGCGGCGCCAGGGAGAAGCCGGCGGGGGCGUGGUGGCCGGAGCAGGUGGUCGAGUUCCUGGAGCGCAGGAUGGCCGAGGGCAAGUUCUACGCCGUGUGCCCGGACAACGACGUGAGCGAGUCGACGGACCGGCGGCGGAUGCUGUGGAGCGUCGGGGACAUCGUCGAGGGGCGGCCGCCCAUGUCGCGGUGGAGGGAGGAGUGGAAGGGUCCUGCGCAGGAGUGGAUGGACAAGCAGAGCUUGUGA